Molecule: messenger RNA, 1791 nt
Organism: Mollisia scopiformis
Lineage: Eukaryota; Fungi; Ascomycota; Leotiomycetes; Helotiales; Mollisiaceae
Exons: 4
Coding region: 1-1791 (596 amino acids)
Source: RefSeq, a predicted model, not a curated record
AUGCGAUCAGAGUCGUCUCCACCCGCGCGUCGUCAGAUUGAAGGCUUAUCUGCGCCCUCGACGUGUGCUUCAAGUGCGCAAAGUGACACGGCCCUUCCAGUGUCCGAUGCCCCCGAGUCUCAAACCGGUGCUCAAGGUACGAGACAACGAAAGAAGAAGUCUGAGGGUCUCAAUGCUACUCCCUUGAGCCUUGAGGCUAUCAGUACCCCAGGACAAGCCCGCCAGCGUGCCCAACCCCGUGCUUUAGAUCCCAACAUCCAAGCCAGUCCUAAACACUGGACACGACCUCCCAAGCCUGGAAACGGCCCUCCUCCUAGACGCGCCGAUAAUCAUGGAUCAGUAGCAGUCAGAAGAGGUGCGGAUUCAAGAAGAGUGAACAACGCCCAACGUGCUGUUGUUGCUGUCGCUGAAACCCUACAGCAGGUCACCCUAGAGAAUAGCUACCCUGGUCCCACAGCUUUCUCCAAGUUCCUUGACCUCCCGGCCGAGCUGAGAACCCAAAUUUGGGGUUGGGUUUGCUCAAUGCCACGCCUCCUGGAAGUCGAGUUUGUUGACGGAGAUAAACGACACUUCCACCAUCGUUUAGCCCCGAGAUCAUGCAGUCCACCAGCCGUAAUGCAAGUCAACCAUGAAGCUCGCGAAGAAGCCAAGAAAUAUUACCAGAGCACCGUCUUUACUACGAAGAGGAUAAAGGACGAAGCCUUAGGAUGCUAUCCUACGAGAAAGACCUUCGAGACAUGGUACAAUCCUCUUGCCGAUGUCCUCGUUUUCAACUCGCAUUCAUGCAUGAACACUCUCAUACGCUUCUUCCAGACGAUGCGCCUCAGGAGUGUGAGCAUCAGUCGUGUUGCUAUCCUCGCCAGCGGUAAGGUCAUCAAUUGCCAUGACCCGAAUACUAUCCAUGCUGACGACCCAUACGAAGAUGAUCUGGGAUAUGACAUUCGUGGUGGCUGCACCGUCAUGCAAGCUCUGCAUGGCAUUCAUAGGUCUGUAGCGCGGACCGACAGAGUAUCUGGUGUUAAGGGCCUGAAGGAGGUCUUCUUCAUCAUACCUACCUACUUGAUGGUGAAUGAGCCAGGCAGUCUCGAUGCAAGCAUCUGGUUCCGCCCUGCAUGCAGCGAUGGUAUGGCCCCAGGGCAAAUAGUCUGCAUGAAGGAUCUCGAGCGAGACAUCAAGUUCGUCCGUCAUGGAAUGCCUCUUCGCCUCUGCGGCCCUCUCGAUAAUUGGACUAGAGCCAAACGAUCUGUUCGCAAGGACCCCAAGGACGAGAAAGAGUCUGAUGGGAGUCAUACUGCACAUGAGCAAGCUGGUAUUAAACCCGCCGAAGGGGAAGAGUCUACUGUUGGCAAUCACUUAGUCCAAAAUCCGGAAGUCCAAUAUCACAACGCGGACCCUAAUCAGAAUCAACCACCAACCUUCCACUUCGUCUCCUUGUCACCCGCUGCCAAGCCGGGACUGGCUUUUGGUGCCAUCUCGGUCCGCAACGCUGAUAUGCCAAAGCUCAACUGUUACGACUGGGCCUUCAUGAGAAAGAUCGAGGAGCUAGCCAAAGUACACGUCAAGGUUCCAGAGGAAGACUACAAGACCCAGGUGAUGCGAGAGAUUGGUUUCUAUGGUAAGCCAGAAGGGGUGGCUAAGGCUCAGCAGAUGGUAGUGGAUAAAUUAGCGUACAUGGGAGAGAAGACCUUUACUCAAAGAUAUAGUCAGCGUGUCAAAGGCUAUAAAACCGAGGGCAAGGUUGCGUAUUUCGGGGCUGGUGGCUCACUGGCUACAGCUGCUGAGAAGUAUUAG